This is a messenger RNA of Pseudomassariella vexata, 852 nucleotides long. RefSeq names its product putative aromatic ring-opening dioxygenase LigB subunit. Gene Ontology annotation, molecular function: zinc ion binding; ferrous iron binding; oxidoreductase activity, acting on single donors with incorporation of molecular oxygen. Lineage: Eukaryota; Fungi; Ascomycota; Sordariomycetes; Amphisphaeriales; Pseudomassariaceae. Bases 1 to 852 code for a protein of 283 amino acids. The record is from RefSeq and is a predicted model, not a curated record. The transcript is spliced from 3 exons.
AUGUCUAAUUCAUCCUCUCCAAACAAUCCCUCGCGGAUGCCCGUCUACUUCCUCGGCAUCGGCGGGCCCAACUUCAUGGAAGCCACGGAUCACCCCGCCUAUGCGAAACUGGGUGAAGUCGGGCGCGAGAUCACGACAAAAGUCAAACCCAAGGCCGUGGUCGUCUUUUCCGCCCACUGGCAAGAAGGCCCGAGCAAGAUCGGGAUCAAUGUCGCCGAGAAGACGGAUCUCAUCUAUGAUUUCUACGGCUUCCCGCCGCACUACUACGAAUACGACUAUCCGAACAAGGGAAGCCCCGCUGUUGCCGAAAGGGUCAUCGAGAAGCUUGCGGCUGUCGGCAUUGAGUUUGAGAAAGUCAAGCGAGGCCUUGACCACGGCGUCUGGGCGGGUUUCAUGGUUGCUUUUGACCCCAAAAAGAACCCAUUGAAUGUACCAAUCGUACAAGUUUCGCUGUUCAACAACGAAGACCACGAUCAACAUUAUCGUAUGGGGCAGGCACUGGAGAGCCUGCGAGAUGAAGGCGUUCUCAUCAUCGGCGCGGAAAUGGCUGUUCACAAUCUUCGUGAUUUUCGGGCCACAAGGGCAACCGGCCAGACACAGCCUUACGUCUUCACCUUUGACGAGGCACUGAAAGAGGCUGCCACCGCAAAGCCAGACGAGCGUCGAGCUAAGAUGACGGCAUUGAUGAGGCGCACUGACGCCAGAAAGGCGCACCCGACCUUGGAGCAUAUUCUUCCGAUCCAUAUCUGUGCGGGUGCUGCAGGCUCGGACCUUGGCGAACGAAUUUGGACUUUUCCUGAGUUGAGUUUGAGUUGGGCACAGUAUCGGUUUGGGGAUGUUGCAUCGGGGUAG